AUGGCUGCUGUGAAAGUGGCCGUGACAGGUGCAGCAGGCCAGAUUGGCUACGCCUUGGUACCGCUGAUUGCACGUGGUAUCCUCCUCGGCCCCAGCACCCAUGUGGAGCUUCGCCUCCUGGAUAUUGAGCCCGCUCUCCAGGCACUUGCCGGAGUCGAGGCAGAGCUCGACGACUGCGCUUUUCCCCUCCUUGACAAGGUCAUUGUUACGGCAGACCCACGCGUUGCUUUCUACGAGGUCACCAUUGCCAUCAUGUGUGGCGCCCUCCCGCGCAAGGCAGGGAUGGAGCGCAAGGACCUCCUCGAGAUAAACGCCCGCAUAUUCAAGGAGCAUGGCGAGGCCAUCGCUGCCGUGGCGGCGUCAGACUGCCGCGUGGUAGUCGUCGGCAAUCCGGCUAAUACGAACGCUCUUAUUCUACUCAAGUCAGCUCAGGGGAAGUUGAAUCCCCGUCAUGUGACCGCCAUGACUCGCCUUGACCACAACCGUGCCUUGUCCAUGCUGGCUCGCAAGGCCGGUGUGCCAGCGUCACAGGUGCGCAACGUGAUCAUUUGGGGUAACCAUAGCUCCACCCAGGUCCCCGACGUUGACAGCGCUAUGAUUGGCACCACCCCGGCCCGCGACGCGAUCAGGGACACCUCUUUCGACGAUGACUUCGUGAAGGGGGUGCGCGGGCGCGGCACCGAAAUCAUCCACUUGCGUGGCCUUUCCUCAGCCAUGUCCGCCGCCAAGGCCGCCGUGGACCACGUGCAUGACUGGAUGCUUGGCACACCAGACGGUGUGUACGUGUCGAUGGGUGUGUACUCGAAUGGCAACCCGUAUAACGUGCCAGACGACCUGAUCUUCUCCUUUCCGUGCACGUGCCGCGCCGGCGAGUGGUUUAUUGUGGCCGGCAAGCUCAAGGGGGACCCUCCGCAGCAGCGCCUCGCCGCCACAAUCGCAGAGCUGGAGGAGGAGAAGAAACAAAUAGGAUUGUGA
This is a messenger RNA of Leishmania braziliensis MHOM/BR/75/M2904, 975 nucleotides long. RefSeq names its product cytosolic malate dehydrogenase (gene cMDH). Bases 1 to 975 code for a protein of 324 amino acids. NCBI's taxonomy places the organism in Eukaryota, Euglenozoa, Kinetoplastea, Trypanosomatida, Trypanosomatidae. Gene Ontology annotation, biological process: oxaloacetate metabolic process; tricarboxylic acid cycle; malate metabolic process. The transcript has a single exon. The record is from RefSeq and is a predicted model, not a curated record. Gene Ontology annotation, molecular function: L-malate dehydrogenase (NAD+) activity.